CGUCUUCAUCACAAUCACAAGACAACGACUACGAAAUUCUCAAACUCUCAAACUACAGUAAGUCAUCUACGACACGCCCAUCGUCAAAGCAGUAACCAAGCUAACCCGAUCCCAACCCCAGCAACCAAACCAAACCACCUCUCUCUACCUUUUUCAACCACCACCACAAACCCACCCACAAAAUGCCUCGCGGAGCCGAAUACGACGACGGUGUCCCCCACAGCGACAACGCCAUCGAGGCCGGCCAGACCAAGGUCCACGGCACCAACCCCGAUAACGACACCCUCAACCGCGCCCAGCGCACCGCCCCCCUCCCCGAAGAAUCCGGCCAGGCCAGCGGCUUCAUCAGCGCCCAGGGCAGCUCCGGCCCCAACAAGACCGGCAGCGGCAAGGGCGGCCACGAGCCCAACACCCUCGGCGGGAAGAAGGGGACCGGUGCCCUGCCCGGCCAGUAGAUCGGUGGCUGGCUGCAUGACCAGAAACCUUUUCUGAUUGCAUUGGAGUUUUCGGGAGAUGAUGAAUCGUUUUUUUUUACACAACGGCUUACGAUUGACGCGGUUGCCGGGGGGGAUAUAUGAUAUCCUGCUUUUGGAUGUAUGAUUAGAUGCUUUUUUUGUCCCACUUGUGAUGUGUGGAUGAUGAUGAUGAUUGAUCGUCUGGUUACGACGACGGUGCCUACUGGUUAGGGGCUCAGAUUAAUGGAC
Messenger RNA from Aspergillus brunneoviolaceus CBS 621.78, 704 nucleotides. RefSeq lists its product as uncharacterized. Bases 183 to 455 code for a protein of 90 amino acids. The transcript is spliced from 2 exons. Lineage: Eukaryota; Fungi; Ascomycota; Eurotiomycetes; Eurotiales; Aspergillaceae. The record is from RefSeq and is a predicted model, not a curated record.